AGGUAAAACACUUUGAUAGAAAAUAUAACUAUUUGAAGUUUAAAGAAAAAAUGGAAAAAGAUGGAUAUGAGCCUUUAAACGAAAAAUAAUAUACUCAAUUAUGAUGUUAGUUUAAUUGUUUUAACUGUAGUAAUACUCUUUCAAAUAUGUUGUCCUCUCAAGAGUUACUUGACAAGUUUAGCGUGGAAGUAUUUAAAAACAAUUUUCAAUACAAUUAUACUUCUAUGACCGAGUUAAAUACUUAUCUUCAAAAAAGUAUUGAUAGUGAUGUAGACUGUUUCACAAAAAAUCAUAAAUUCCAAGAUAUUUUUAAAAAUAUUCACUUUCGUUUAAUAGACAUAGUUGAUUACAAAAAACAUGCAUCAGACUAUCAAAGUUCUCUUCCUGAAAUUUUAUAUCGAACAUUUUAUUUAGUUAAUCAAUGUUUAACAAAUCAACAAUCUAAUAAUGAAGAAACAAAUAAAUGGACUUUACCUAUGAAAUUAGAUGAAUCAGAUAUUAGUGGUUCUAAUAUUACAUAUUUUACAAGUCUUGGAAAAGAAUUUAAAUUACCAUCAGAUAAGUAUGAUCGAUAUUGUUUGCUUAUUCAUGUUGGUGCUGUUAAAUGCUUUCAAUUUGAAAAACAAUUAAAUUAUAUAAAUAAUUCAAUUGAAAAUAUUUGUGAUUUUUGCUUCCAUAAUAAUGAAAUAAAUUUAGAAGCUUUAAAAUACUUAACGGAAUGUAUGACAGUUAUAACAAAAGAUCAGUGGAAAAAGUCAUCAAAAUGUAUUUAUAAGGUCCUAAUGGGUCAAAUUAAUCAUUAUUUACCAUCAAUCCAUGAUCAAUGUAUUUUACUUUUGAACAAAUGUUUAGACCUUGAAGAUUUAGAUUAUAUAAUUAAUAUAGUAAUGAUAGAAAUAUCAUGGUCUUUGAGRACUAAAUUUUAUAUGUUGACUGUUAUUGCAUCAAAAUACGGUGCCAAAAAGAUUUUAGAGAAGUAUGAUAUUUUAUCAAUUUCAAUGUGGAAAUGCUUAGAUGAACCAUACUUGAUGUCCCCUUGUAUGGAUCUAUAUAAAACAUUCAUUAAAGAUUUAAGUGAAGAUGAUUUUAGUACUUUAGUAAUGCAGCCAAUUAUUAAUUAUCUGACUAAUAACAAUAUUAAUUCUGAGUUAACAAGGUAUAAUUUUGUGACUUACCUAUUACCUCUAUUGAAAACCAAACAUAUGGACAGUUUAUUGAUGUUAUAUGAAAAAAUUAAAAUUUAUAAAAUAUGUAAUAUGAAAUCUGAUUUAUAUCUUCAAAUACAUGUAUUAAAAAUGGUUUAUAAUACUGAAGUAGAAAAUGUUCAAGAAAUACUUGAUUUAUCUUUGAAUUCUGGUGAUGCUAAAAUAAGAUCUGUAGCAUUCACUAUUUUGUGUUCUUCAAAGUUAUCAACCAAUAUAUUGGAUUUUAUUUACAAUUUUAUUGUUGAUAAUAUAAACAGCGAUUGUUCAACUCUCAGGACAGAACUUGUUUCUGGAUUAAAAAAUAUUUUAURCAAGUCUAAGAAACUUAAUACAUCUAUACUCACAUUUUUAAACAGAUUGCAUGUAUUCAUCUUAUCAAAUCUAGUUCCUGGUUCAAAUUAUCAAAGAAAAAUUACAUCAUUGAAAAUAUAUUCGGUUAUACUUAAGUAUGAAAACAAAAAUUAUGUUUCAUAUUCAUGUAGACAUUUAAACACUGUUAGAGAUUGUGUUGAGCAAUUAUACAAUAUAGCAAAAGAAAAUGUGUGUGUUGGURUUGAUACUAUUGUUGAUUUACCCCAAGCAAGAGCCCAACAUCUAUUAACUGCAAUUUUUUCGAACGCGUCAAUUUCUACAAGUAUUUUAUAUUGUUUUAUGGAAGAUAUGAUCAUGCUUUGUAUCGAUAAACUCAAUUCUUCUCUUUGGACAAUCAGGAAUGCUGCUCUUCAGUUUUUCAGUUCACUCCAAGUGAGAUUGAUUGGUCAAAAUCGUUUAAACAAUGAUUGUUGGUUAUCUCAUUUACCACUAGAGCCAUUACUAUAUCAUUUUCCACGAUUGAUGCAACGUUUACAAUCUUUAUGGUUACAAACAAACUGUAAACUUUCAAGUCAAGCUCGAUUAAUCCCAUUCAUGUCUCUAUUGAAGGGUGCAAAAAUACAGUCAUGGAGUUUGUUACCAUUAAACCAUCAACAAUUUUUAAAAAGUCUUCGAUGUAAUUUGUGGUCUAUUGGUUUUGGUAUUGAAAUAUAUACUGUAAGAAACAUGGCAGCUCAAGCUUACGCCAACACAAUACAAGUAAAUGAAAUAUCAUCAACUCUGAAUAACAUUAGUUAUGAAAUAAUAAAAUGUGAUGGAAGAAUUAAUUUUACAGAAUUUAAAGGUUUUAAUUAUUUGCACGGGUUGAUGUCAGUGUAUAAAUGUUUGAAAGAUGUUUAUUAUAUGGAAUUUAACCAAGAAUAUGAGGUUUUUAAAAUAGCACAUGAAUAUUUACCACCAUUAUGUAAAUCAAUAUAUGUAUCAAUAAACUGUGAAGUAAUAGAUCCACUUCCUUCAAAUUCAUCGAUUGAAUACAUUCAUGUUAAACAAUUAAUGAUAAAAAAUUACAUCUCACAACAAAUCACAUCAAACUUUUCAGACUUUAAAGAAUUUUUUAGGAACGCUGAUAAGCACACAACUUUAAGCUUUUUUAGAUGCCUUAGAGAUUGUAACACAGGAUACGAAAAUGGCGUACAUUUAAUAAGUAAAUUAACCGAUUUACUUAGAUGGGAAGUUGACGACAAGGACAUAUUAAAAGAAAUUAUUCUGAACAUUGAAGUGCUUUUAUAUGUAAGACAUGAAGAUAUUAGACUUGAGUUAGAACUUUCUGAUACUCGGUUUUCUGAAAUAUUACAAACAUGUUUAUUAUGUUCAGAAAAAGAUUUUAUCGCUAUGCUACCAGUUCUCACCUGGUUAUGUCCUAGAAAAGUUUAUACAACAUUUUUGCCGAUUGUGCUUAAAUUCAUCGAUUGUGACUCUUAUGACUCUAUUGAUAGAUGUAGUUCAUCAAAAUCUCUAUUUUAUUGUAAAUACACGAAGAAUGAUGCCAGACUGUGGUUUGCAGUUGUUGAGUUAUUGCAAGAUGAAGACACUAAUGUACGAGUUGAGGCGACAAGGUUUAUGAGUCACAUAACUGAAAAAAAAGCUUACUUACUAAAUCCUUAUAUGUGUUUAAGGAAAAUGUUUGAGAUUGACAUAGUAUCUUCUAUAAUAAGCCCAAGGGUUGCAUUUACCUGUUUUUGGGACCAGUUAUCUAAAAUUAAAGUACGCACUAAAUUUGAUGAAACAAUAAAUCCAUUCUUUAAUGAACAGUCUAAUGUUUAUCAAGAACAUUCAAAUAUCAUGAAAUUGGCUUUUGAAGGUCUCAAAUCUUUGAUUAAGUUAAAUGAUCAUCUUGAUUAUUAUAAAGAAGAAGUAAAAAAAUGUCUUGGUACUUUAAAAAAUGAAUGUGAAUUUAAACAUACAUUAAUUGAUGAAGAUUUAAUGAUUUUAGACACAUAUUCGAGUGUACAUUACCAGCAAUUAUACUAUAAAAGAGAAAUUUUAGUUUUAUUGGAUUUCAAAGAUUAUUUAAGUAUGUUUUUUCCAAUACUGAAGUUUAUUGAUUUAUCUAUUAAACUCUCUAAUGCUUAAGACAAUGUUAAAAUUAGUGUUCGGUAGGUCUUAGGUUAUUGAUUUAAUAAUGCUGUGUAUUAAAUAUUAAUUAUYACAUUUUUUUCCAACUGUAUAAACUACUGAAAUUUAUUAACAUGGGCCUUAAUGUACAUAAGUGCAUUUAAUUAAAUAUUAUGUUAUAAUUCUAUUCUUAAAAUGUUUUAGCUGUAUGGUUUUUUUUAUUUUCUAAUUUCAACUGUAAGUUAUGUCACAACUAUGUAUGUAUGACUAUAAUAUUUCCCAUUGGAAAUAAAAAAUUCAUA
Messenger RNA from Diuraphis noxia (Russian wheat aphid), 3934 nucleotides. RefSeq lists its product as uncharacterized. Gene Ontology annotation, biological process: tRNA methylation. The record is from RefSeq and is a predicted model, not a curated record. Lineage: Eukaryota; Metazoa; Arthropoda; Insecta; Hemiptera; Aphididae. Gene Ontology annotation, cellular component: cytosol.